Messenger RNA from Symbiodinium necroappetens, 380 nucleotides. The record is from the annotation of a GenBank genome assembly. Lineage: Eukaryota; Dinophyceae; Suessiales; Symbiodiniaceae.
GCUGCGAUCCUCGGCCAGCGAUUUCUCUGUGUCCAAGCGCCAGACGUGAUCCAGCAACUUGACCCGCAUUGCUUGGAGACGGUCUUCCGCUGCGAAGCCUGGCUCGCGGACUGCCUGGGCACCUCAGAGACCAACAAGGACUUGCUGCGCUCCAUCCGAAGCUAUGAACCUGAGCGGAUGAGUCUCGGAAUGGUCAACGAUGUCCAGGACUGCUGGCCCGACUGCCCAGCAGACGUCUCCGCGAGAACAUGGGCGGAGAUGGACACAGGUCUCAGCUACAAUGCACGUUGCCACCCACACCAAUCUCGCGUGGGCUGUUGCUGCAACGAUUUCAACAUCAUCGAAGAGCACCGAGCGGCACAAAGGGCUGACAUGUAUCU